AUGACCGACAAGCAAAAACCUCGCGAAGACGUCCUCAAGAGACUCGUUUGCGACUUGGAAGCGAAGAAAACGUUGUGCUGCGUCAAGGACUAUCCUGGAGUGGAACUAGAGCAGUUGAAUCAUUACGUGAAGAAUUUUGGUCCAUUGGUGAACCCGCCAACACUAUUGCAUGCCGCUCUCUCGAAUGAGGUGUCAUCACAUGACGUGUAUCGAGUGGGCCGGUGA
Messenger RNA from Plasmopara halstedii, 225 nucleotides. RefSeq lists its product as hypothetical. The transcript is spliced from 2 exons. Lineage: Eukaryota; Oomycota; Peronosporomycetes; Peronosporales; Peronosporaceae. The record is from RefSeq and is a predicted model, not a curated record. The coding region runs from base 1 to 225 and encodes 74 amino acids.